Messenger RNA from Gorilla gorilla gorilla (western lowland gorilla), 1059 nucleotides. RefSeq names its product S-phase kinase associated protein 1 (gene SKP1). The record is from RefSeq and is a predicted model, not a curated record. Gene Ontology annotation, biological process: ubiquitin-dependent protein catabolic process. The transcript has 6 exons. Lineage: Eukaryota; Metazoa; Chordata; Mammalia; Primates; Hominidae. The coding region runs from base 314 to 805 and encodes 163 amino acids.
CUGCGCCCUCUCCUAUAAAGCAGACGCCGCGCCGCGCCGCGCUGCGACGCUGUAGUGGCUUCGUCUUCUGCUUUUCUCUUCCUCCGCUAACGCCUCCCGGCUCUCGUCAGCCUCACGCCGGUCGUCUCCUUAACACCGAACACCGUGAGUAGCCGCCCACCGAACUGGAAAGGGUCGUGGCUACCGGAUUGCGUGCCGGCUGACCUCACCGCUGCGGUUUGGGCCUGCCCGCGGCGGGCGGUGACUGGGCCUGGCCUUCUUUCGGGCCCGGUGGAUCGCGUUGUCGACCCCGUUCUUCGGGAGACACUACCAGAUGCCUUCAAUUAAGUUGCAGAGUUCUGAUGGAGAGAUAUUUGAAGUUGAUGUGGAAAUUGCCAAACAAUCUGUGACUAUUAAGACCAUGUUGGAAGAUUUGGGAAUGGAUGAUGAAGGAGAUGAUGACCCAGUUCCUCUACCAAAUGUGAAUGCAGCAAUAUUAAAAAAGGUCAUUCAGUGGUGCACCCACCACAAGGAUGACCCUCCUCCUCCUGAAGAUGAUGAGAACAAAGAAAAGCGAACAGAUGAUAUCCCUGUUUGGGACCAAGAAUUCCUGAAAGUUGACCAAGGAACACUUUUUGAACUCAUUCUGGCUGCAAACUACUUAGACAUCAAAGGUUUGCUUGAUGUUACAUGCAAGACUGUUGCCAAUAUGAUCAAGGGGAAAACUCCUGAGGAGAUUCGCAAGACCUUCAAUAUCAAAAAUGACUUUACUGAAGAGGAGGAAGCCCAGGUACGCAAAGAGAACCAGUGGUGUGAAGAGAAGUGAAAUGUUGUGCCUGACACAGUAACACUGUAAGGAUUGUUCCAAAUACUAGUUGCACUGCUCUGUUUAUAAUUGUUAAUAUUAGACAAACAGUAGGCAAAUGCAGCAGCAAGUCAAUUGUAUUAGCAGAAUAUUGUCCUCAUUGCAUGUGUAGUUUGAGCACAGAUCCCAAACCUUAUGGCCAAGUUUCUUCUAGUAUGAUGGAAAGUUUCUUUUUUCUUUGCUCUGAAUAAAACUGAACUGUGGGUUCUCUAUAA